Molecule: messenger RNA, 1956 nt
Organism: Penicillium riverlandense
Lineage: Eukaryota; Fungi; Ascomycota; Eurotiomycetes; Eurotiales; Aspergillaceae
Product: putative GABA permease
Exons: 10
Coding region: 1-1956 (651 amino acids)
Biological process (GO): transmembrane transport
Cellular component (GO): membrane
Molecular function (GO): transmembrane transporter activity
Source: RefSeq, a predicted model, not a curated record
AUGCUAGACGAAAUAAAGAAAUCCGUUUCCGCCAGUGGCGCAAGACCGCUCGCUGCGGAUGACGAUGCUCCCGUCCCCGAAGCUGGGGAUAUGGAGUUGCUGGCAACCCUGGGAUACAAACAAGAGCUGCGCCGCCACUACUCUACCGUGCAGAUUUUUGCUGUCGCGUUCAGUAUCAUGGGUUUGUUGCCGUCUAUUGCGUCGACGUUGGCGUUUUCCAUGCCUGCGGGCCCGGCGGACCUGGCAUCAGCAAUGCCCACGGCCGGUGGUCUUUAUUUCUGGACUCACUACUACAGCGCUGAGAAAUGGAAGAACCCGCUGAGCUUUGUGGUCGGGUAUAGCAAUACCAUUGGUUUGAUUGGUGGUCUUUGCUCUAUAGACUAUGGAUUCGCCAAUAUGCUCCUCUCUAUGAUCUCUAUUUCCCGCGACGGCAACUGGACAGCCACAAGGCCCAUCAUCUACGGCACCUACGCAGCCACGGUAUUCUCCCACGGCUUUCUCGCCACGUUUUUCGGAAGAAUUAUGCCAAAGAUCCAGUCGGCCUGCAUCUUUCUGAACAUCGGGCUCGUGGUUGCGUCGGCCAUUGCCCUCCCCGUCGGCAAAGCCAAGAACCAACCGCCUGUCAAUUCGGGCGCGUAUGUAUUCGGCCAUACCGAAAACCUCACUACAUGGCCGACGGGCUGGGCCUUUAUCAUGGCGUGGCUCUCGCCCAUCUGGACCAUUGGUGCAUUUGACUCGUGUGUCCAUAUGAGUGAGGAGGCCACCCAUGCUUCGCGCGCGGUGCCUCUCGGAAUUAUCUGGUCUACCGGCCUGUGUGGUAUUCUGGGUUUUUUGUCUGUGGUUACGAUUGCGACGUCCAUGAGUCAGAAUAUCGAGGGUAUUUUGAGUUCGAAGUUUGGGCAGCCUAUGGCUCAGAUCUACUUUGAUGCAUUGGGCAAGAAUGGAGCCCUCGGCUUCAUGGCUGUGGUAAUGAUCGUGCAAUACUUUAUGGGACUUAGCAUUGUCCUCGCCGCCUCUCGCCAAAGCUGGGCCUUCUCCCGCGACGGAGCGCUGCCAUUCUCAUCCUUCUUCCGCAAAGUCAGCCAGUCCCCAUUAAUGCAGUAUCAGCCUGUCCGGAUGGUUUGCGGCGUCUGUGGAAUGGCGGUACUCAUCGGCCUCCUCUCGCUCAUCGACAACGCCGCCGCCAAUGCCCUGUUCUCGCUCGCUGUCGCAGGCAACACUCUCGCCUGGCUAACGCCAAUUUUGGCGCGUCUACUGUGGGGACAGGAAAAGUUUGUCCCUGGGGAGUUCUACACGGGCAAGUAUCUUAGCAAGCCGAUUGCGGUGGUGGCGACCGUGUAUAUGACUUUUGUGAUUGUGCUUAGUAUGAUUCCUACCGAGGGACCGAACCCGUCACCGGAAAAUAUGAACUACACUGUUGUCAUCAAUGGAGCGCUUUGGGCCGGUGCUAUCAUUUACUAUGUUCUCCAUGCCAGGAAGACGUUCAAGGGGCCGCAGACAACCGUUGGACCGGAGGAUGUGGGUAAAACGGAGGCCGAGAUUUCUGAACAGCUCUCUUCCUACAUGUCUUCCUCAUUACUCUUCAACAACGAACAACCAACAGCCCAAGAUUUUGGCAACCCCUGUGUAGCCAAAAAUACAACAAACCCGCUCAACAUGACCGGAACCACUACCAACAUCAACCCUCUAAGUACUACAUCCUCAGAUCGUCGCAGCCGCUUUGGCCAGGCUUCGAUCCCUCCGGUGGCGCAGAACUUCAACAAUAAAGAUGUCUUACUAGACAGAAAGGUGGCACCGUCGCCACGAGCCGUAUGUGCCGACCUCGCGCAUCAGCACGCCUUUGAGGAUCUAGAGAAAAACUUACAACACUUGCCGGGAAAGAAGGAUCUAGCAGGAAGCCAUGACCUCCCUGCUACUAACGCUGAUCUUGCUCCGCAAUCUAGCCCGGAGGAGUAG